Molecule: messenger RNA, 490 nt
Organism: Acanthoscelides obtectus
Lineage: Eukaryota; Metazoa; Arthropoda; Insecta; Coleoptera; Chrysomelidae
Source: the annotation of a GenBank genome assembly
GGUUUAGUGAAUUGAAGUAUAAUAUAUGCACCGACAUUUUCAGAACAUGGCUCGUUUAAAAGUACAGAACAAAAAUACAAAAGCUCAUCACGAAGAAAAGAAAACAAGGCAGCGCGAAGCUAUGAGAAGGCUACGUGAAUCAAGGCGACAGGAUCCAGAGAAGUAUGAAGAAGACAAGCGAAAAGAACGGGAACGGUAUUACCGGAGAAAAGAAGCAGGCCAAAUUAAAACCAUUGACCAAAUGUCAGAAAGAGAAAAACGGAAUCAAAGGAAAGAGUGGCGGAAUAGAAGUAAAAAACACUAUCUUGGAAAGAAAAAUGCAAAGGAGCUCGAGCUUAAAUUACAAGAAAACUCACCACCUGCCACUCCAAUCCCGGAAGAACUAAUGGCUGAAGCACCAUAUGAUGAAAUACUUCAAGAAAGAUAUGAUGGAAGAAAGAGGCAAGGCAGGUCACGAAGAAGAAAACACGUAAAGGCUCUAAGAAAAUAA